This is a messenger RNA of Anopheles nili, 2169 nucleotides long. RefSeq lists its product as uncharacterized. The transcript is spliced from 4 exons. The coding region runs from base 1 to 2169 and encodes 722 amino acids. Gene Ontology annotation, biological process: proteolysis. NCBI's taxonomy places the organism in Eukaryota, Metazoa, Arthropoda, Insecta, Diptera, Culicidae. Gene Ontology annotation, molecular function: serine-type endopeptidase activity. The record is from RefSeq and is a predicted model, not a curated record.
AUGUUCAUCCUUUCUGUUUAUUUUCCACCCAUUACAGUGUUGCUAGUGGUGGCGUUGCUCCUAUCGUAUGCCCUCGUGUCGAGGGCGGAUUCUUCGGGAAGCGAACGUAGAUCACCCGCCUUGAUCGAUUCCGGCGUGCGAGCUGGGUCACGGUUACCGGUUGUUCCGACGGUGGCACCCAAGGUGACCAAGCUACGUCCGGUUGGGAAGCAGCGCCCGGCCGAGGAAGAGGACGACGACGAUGACGACGAUGAUGAUGAUGAUGAUGAUGAGGAUUACUUUGACUUCGGGCUGGACGACGAUGAUGACGAUGAUGAUGAGGACGAAGACGACGAGGAGGAAGCAGAGGAGGAGCUGGAGCAAGAACCACCUACACCCGUAAAACCGACGAUUGAGACGAGCACGGUGCGAGCUCGAUUGCUCUCGGAUGCAGCCUUCAACAAGCUGUCUGAGACGCUGGGUGCGCUUAAUACGGUCGGACGGUACAUCGUGAACAUCACCAAGGGUCAGGAGGCGAGUGCCAUCACUCAGGUUGACCCCGGGACGAAGGAAACCGUCCCGGAAGCGCUGCUGACGCUCACAAAAACGAUGCUUGGUCAGAACAUUACCAAAUCGAUUGAACCACUGAUCAAGCGCGUUGGUGCAGGUGAUCAGAACACCUCCAUUUCCGUAGCUCCACCGGUGGGUGGUGUGUCCUUGAGUUCCACUCCAGGACCAGCCCUUGUGACGUCGCCAUCGAUCUUGAUUGGGGACGUCGAAUCGCAGGUCGUAGCUCAACGGAAGGAAGACAACGAGCUCACGCUUGCGGGGGUCUCGAACGGGUCGGCUGAUGGGCCGGGCGCGGGUGGAGCCGUGUCUGAGCAGAAGAAGAAGAAGAAAAAGAAGAAGAAGAACAAGGUGAAGCGAAAGGAUCCGGCCCACCAGGAGACACGUCUAACGACGACGACGACAACAACCCGACGACCGGAACCAGCCCCUAGCAAUAAAAUCGUCGAGUCGACGAAGGACGUCGAGAAUCGUUGCCGCACACCGGACGGACGACCUGGUAGAUGUGAGGAUCUCAGUACCUGCCCAGGACUUCUGCUGGACCUGAGCCAUCUGCGUGAGUCACUGUGCUUCAAAAGCCUGUUCGUGCCCGGAGUAUGUUGUCCUAUUAGCACGUCCACGAGCAGCAGUACGGUGUUAACGACUACACGGCCACGACCACCACCAACACUACAGUCGGUUUCGAGUCUGGUCCUGAGUCCGGUCGUGAAACCCACCACCACGACCACAACAACGACAGUCGCUCCAAGCAAACGACCUCUAGUUCCGGUUUACACGGUGGGCCCGGCCGAAUCGGAAGGUGUCCUGUCGGCGACCCUCAAGCCGAUCGACAACAUUGUCGAUCCGGAUGACUGCGGUCAGCAGGAGUACUCUUCAGGGCGGAUUGUGGGUGGUAUUGAGGCACCCACCGGUCAGUGGCCCUGGAUGGCGGCCAUCUUCCUGCACGGCACGAAACGCACCGAAUUCUGGUGUGGUGGAUCGCUGAUCGGCACGCGGUACAUCCUGACAGCGGCUCACUGCACGAGGGAUUCCCGGCAACGUCCGUUCGCAGCUCGUCAGUUCACGGUUCGGUUGGGUGACAUCGAUCUGUCUACGGAUGGGGAACCUUCGGCACCGGUCACGUACAAGGUGACGGAGGUGCGUGCCCAUCCGCGGUUCUCGCGGGUUGGGUUUUACAACGACAUAGCGCUGCUUGUGCUUGACAAGCCGGUCCGGAAGUCGAAGUACGUCAUACCGGUGUGCCUGCCGGGGCCGAAUUUGCCUUCGAAGGAUCGGCUAGCAGGUCGUCGGGCUACAGUCGUUGGCUGGGGCACGACUUAUUACGGUGGAAAGGAGUCAACGAAGCAGCAACAGGCGACACUACCGGUUUGGCGUAACGAGGACUGCAACCGGGCGUACUUCCAGCCCAUCACGGACAACUUCGUGUGCGCCGGGUUCUCUGAGGGUGGCGUCGAUGCCUGCCAGGGUGAUUCGGGCGGUCCGCUCAUGAUGCUGGUUGAAGCCCGCUGGACCCAGCUAGGGGUCGUGUCGUUCGGCAACAAGUGCGGAGAACCGGGAUAUCCUGGAGUUUACACCCGCAUUAGCGAGUACAUGGAGUGGAUACGCGAGAACACGAAGAAAUGA